AUGGCCGAGACUCUUCUUCUCUUCAACAUCGCAAAAAGUGUUCUGGAGAAGUUGGGCUCUCUUGCUCUUAAAGAGUUUUUCCUGGCAUGGGGACUCGAAAGCGAUCUUGAAAAGAUUAAGGACAACUUGGAAGUCAUCAAUUCCAUGCUUUUGGAUGCCGAGAAGCAGCAGUCACAGAAUCCAUGGAUAGAGGUUCGGCUGCGGAAUCUCAAAGAAGACAUAUACGAUAUAGAAGAUGUGGUAGCUGAGUUUGAAUGUGAAGCGUUGCGAAGGAAAGUGGUCAAGUCUGUAACACCACCCGAAAGAAUGGGACGUAAACUAAAGAAGAUUCGAAAGAGGGUAGAUGAAAUCGCAACUCUUACGACUCAGUUUGGUCUUACUGGGCAGAGUUUUGAUAGGGAUAUCAUUCACGGGGAGAGGGAGAUGACCCACUCCUUUGUAGAUGCUUCUAAUGUCAUUGGGAGGGAACAAGAUACAGAUAACAUCAUUGAAACGUUGUUGCAAUCUGUUGAUGGUGAAAAUGUCUCCAUUAUUUCAAUUGUUGGAAUCGGAGGCAUUGGGAAGACUACCCUUGCUAAAUUGGUUUAUAAUGAUCAAAGGGUGAUUAGUCAUUUCGGGGUGAAUCUAUGGGUGUGUGUUUCACAAGUCUUUCAAUUAGAUAAGGUGUUAAUUAAAAUUCUGAACUCUGCAUCUCAUGAUCAAAGAUAUAUGGAUUUGGAUAUGGACCAGCUGCAGAACGAAUUGCGAGAGGCUUUGGGAGGAAGGAAAUAUUUACUCAUCCUAGAUGAUGUGUGGUGUGAGGACCCUAAAAAAUGGAAUGAUCUGAAAACUUUGUUAACGGGAGGUGCUAAUGGAAGUAAAAUUGUAGUCACCACUCGUAGCAACCGUGUUGCUGAAAUUAUGGGCACAGUCUCUGCAUACCGUUUGAGUCUUCUUCCUGACCAGGAUUGUUUGUCUUUGUUUUUUAAAUGCGCAUUUAAAGGACAACAAGAAAAACAAAAUCCAAAGUUGACAAGAAUUGGCGAAGAAAUUGUGAGAAAAUGUAAAGGAGUUCCUUUGGCAGUGAUAACUUUGGGAUCUCAGCUUUGUUGUGAAACUGAUGAACGCAGAUGGGAAUACAUAAAAGAUAAUGAGAUAUGGAAAUUAGAGCAAGAGGGAAAUGACAUUUUGCCUGCUUUAAGAUUGAGUUACGAACACUUGCCAUCUUACUUGAAAAGAUGCUUUGCAUAUUGUUCAAUUUUUCCCAAAGAUUAUGAAUUCGACGACAUUGAAUUGGUUUAUUUUUGGAUGGCAAAUGGAUUUCUUCAAUCUUCCAAUGAGAAUGAAGAGUUAGAAGAUGUUGGCUUGCGAUAUUUUAAAGAGCUAUGUUCUAGGUGUUUCUUCCAAGAUUUGUUCGAAUAUCCUGGUCGUGUUAAUUGUAAAAUGCAUGAUCUAAUACAUGAUUUGGCAUUAUCGAUCUCACAAAAUGCAUGCUCAAUGGUAAUGACCAGCACUCAACAGAUUCGCAAAAGUGUUCGACAUAUAUCUUUUCCUUACCCAAAAUCACUUGUUGAUCAGGAUCUUCCAACAUCCUUACAAAGCCAGCAAAAUGUGCGAACCAUUUCCUUUUUAAAUAAAGGGAAAGAGGGGAUUAGUAGUAAACGGUUCAUUAAGACAUGCUGCCUAAGAUUUCCAUAUUUGAGGGUCCUGGAUUUAGCUUUUUCAAAAUUCGAGGUAUUGCCAAGGAGGAUAGGCGAUUUGAAGCAGUUGAAAUAUCUAAGUUUAGGUGGUAAUCGUUUAAUUAGAAGACUCCCUAAUUCCAUAUGUAAGCUACAAAGCUUGCAAGUUCUACUACUAGUUGGAUGUUGGAGUCUUGAAGAGUUGCCAAAAGAUAUAAAGUAUAUGAUUAACCUUAAAUGGCUUUGGAUAACUACGAAGCAAAAGAAUUUACCAAUGGGUGGAAUAGGGUGCUUGAAGUCCCUUCAAUUUUUGUACAUUAGCCUGUGUAACAGUAUAGAAUGUUUGUUCGAAGACAUGCAAGGCUUGAAAAAGCUUCGAAGAUUGGUCAUCUCUAGUUGCAGAAGGGAAUCUAGGCUCAACAGCUUUCAUCCACACCCUGUGAGAACUCGCCGACAUGCCAAUUCGACCUCACCACCUCCUGCGUGCCUAAAAUGGAAUGUUAAUGGUUCUGCAUUGGGAAAGCCAGGGGUGGGUGCAAUUAGAGGGGUGCUCAGAGAUCACUCUAGAUAA
Hevea brasiliensis (rubber tree) is the source of this 2229-nucleotide messenger RNA. RefSeq names its product putative disease resistance protein RGA3. The record is from RefSeq and is a predicted model, not a curated record. Lineage: Eukaryota; Viridiplantae; Streptophyta; Magnoliopsida; Malpighiales; Euphorbiaceae. Gene Ontology annotation, biological process: defense response to other organism. Gene Ontology annotation, molecular function: ADP binding; protein binding. The coding region runs from base 1 to 2229 and encodes 742 amino acids. The transcript is spliced from 3 exons.